Rhinichthys klamathensis goyatoka is the source of this 2373-nucleotide messenger RNA. RefSeq lists its product as uncharacterized. The record is from RefSeq and is a predicted model, not a curated record. The transcript has 3 exons. The coding region runs from base 1 to 2373 and encodes 790 amino acids. NCBI's taxonomy places the organism in Eukaryota, Metazoa, Chordata, Actinopteri, Cypriniformes, Leuciscidae.
AUGCAGCGGGUCAGAGCGGAGCACAGGAACAGAGAACUGCCUGGCCUAGGAAGAACUAUCCGCCUGCAGCAGCUCAGACGGUCCAGUCAGCCCCUCAACCUCAUCCUCAUCCCCAUCUUCAGGGAGCGAGGAGGAAGAAGAAGACGGUUUGACAGGGUCUUCACCAGGGAAGGGAGUCAACAGCCCCCCAGUUCGCUAACUCCCGACCCUCACAUGUUCAGCGUUCGUCAAAUCACGAGUUCCACUGUUCACAGAUGUUCUGUGGGGAAAACAGCGCCCGGUUGGGCCAGGGGAAGCAGAGUGGUGAAAAAGAAAAGAAACGGUGCAGUGGUGCACACCAACCCACUAGUCACAAGCACUUUUCAUGGAGCUUUCGAUCCCUUAGAGGUGAUGAGCCACACAGACUCUGUCCAAGCGCUAAGUGCCCACGCAUCCGCAGUACAGACCACGAACUCAUUCAUGACUCAGCCACACGAUGGCACCAGAACGCUGCAAAUAAACAACUGGCGAGAGUGCACACAGUCCCGCUGGGUAUUAAAGACAAUACAAUUCGGGUACAGACUGCAGUUUGCCACUUCCCCCCCGCACUUCAAAGGGAUAAUUUAUUCUCAUGUGCGGGAAGAAUUAAAACAUGUUCUUCAGGACGAAAUUUAUUCACUACUGAACAAAAGGGCGAUAAGAGUGGUACCACCCGAGAAAAGCCACAGUGGGUUUUACUCAAGGUACUUUCUAGUCCCAAAGAAAGGGACUCGUGCCCUUCGUCCCAUAUUAGAUCUACGUGCACUGAACAAAUACUUAAGGAAGUACAAGUUCAGAAUGCUCACUCAUUCUACACUCCUGAAACUGGUGCGUCUAGGCAAUUGGUUUACAUCGAUCGACCUGAAAGACGCAUAUUUUCACAUAAAGAUAUACCCACCCCACAGGAAAUUCCUGAGGUUUGCUUUCCUCGGAGUGACAUAUGAAUACCUGGUUCUCCCAUUUGGCAUGUCUCUGAGUCCAAGAGUAUUUAUAAAAUGUACAGAAAUUGCGAGGCCAAUCGUGUGCCAGUGCAUCCUGACCCCGCUCAGGGAAAAAGGCAUCCGUCUCGCUACUUACAUAGACGACUGGCUGGUGACAGCUCAGUCAGAACAGGAAGUGAGAUAUCACACAACCAUGCUUCUGGAACACAUACAGAAACUGGGCUUAAAACUAAACACCGAAAAGAGUGUUCUGAUUCCCGCACAGUCCAUAACGUAUCUGGGGCUGUCACUGGACUCGGUGACCUUCAGAGCGCGACUGUCACGGGACAGGGUGGUAAAAUUCACCCGAUGCCUGAACGAAUUUCAGAGGGGGAAAAAUGUCUCUUUCCGCACAUGCCUCAGAUUAUUGGGACUGAUGGCCUCAGCCCUAAUAGUUAUUCCCUUAGGCAGACUAUUCAUGAGAGAAUUUCAGCGCUGGGUAGCGUCUCUGAGACUGGACCCAUUAAGGCACUGCCGAAGGAGAGUGAGAGUGACGUCAGAGGCAGUCUUUGCACUGCGUCAGUGGAGACACCCAACCUUUCUGGUUCAAGGGGUACCCAUGGGCGUGGUUCAGGCCAGAAAAGUCAUAACGACGGACGCGUCGCUGUACGGAUGGGGGGGCAUGUACGAGGGCAGGAUAGUGAAUGGAAGAUGGGGUCAUCAUCUGAUCAAUCUUCACAUAAACUAUCUGGAAAUGCUGGCCGUGUUUCUGACAAUGAAGCAUUUUCUCCCUUUUCUGAAAGGGCAUCAUGUUCUCGUGAGAACGGACAACACUACAGUUGUGGCGUAUAUAAAUCGACAGGGAGGCCUCAGAUCACUUCCCUUACACAUGCUGGCACGCAAACUGAUUUUGUGGAGCAAUGCCAAUCUUUCAUCCCUGAGAGCGACACACGUACAGGGUGUCAUGAACCGGGGUGCGGAUCUGCUGUCCAGAGGCAAUUCACUUUACGGGGAGUGGAAAUUGAACAAGGAAGUGGUCGAACAAAUCUGGGAAAUAUACGGCAAAGCGACAGUGGAUCUGUUCGCGUCGCACGACAAUGCUCAGUGUCCUCUGUUUUUCUACCUGAAAGAUCAGAGCGCGCCUCUGGGGAUAGAUGCACUGGCACACGAUUGGCCUCGCACUCUCCUCUAUGCGUUCCCACCGAUAGCAUUAAUAUCCCCAACACUCUACAGAGUGAGGGAGGAGGGACUAAAGCUCAUAUUAAUAGCUCCGAGGUGGCCGGGGAAAUACUGGCUGGCGGAGAUCAUACAUAUGCUGUACGAAGACCCCUGGUCUCUCCCGUUACGCAGAGAUCUACUGUCACAAGCAGGGGGGGAGAUCUUUCAUCCCCACCCAGAACGAUUGGCACUAUGGGCCUGGCCAGUGAGUGGUUGA